Molecule: messenger RNA, 2490 nt
Organism: Aplosporella prunicola CBS 121167
Lineage: Eukaryota; Fungi; Ascomycota; Dothideomycetes; Botryosphaeriales; Aplosporellaceae
Exons: 4
Coding region: 1-2490 (829 amino acids)
Molecular function (GO): protein binding
Source: RefSeq, a predicted model, not a curated record
AUGGCCUGGCAGUCUCCAAACGCCAUGGGCAAUGCCGGCGCCCAGGGCGGAGCGGAGAACCAAGGCCCCGUCGGGACCGAGUAUACGUUGCAGGGUGUAAUGCGCUUCCUCCAAAUCGAAUGGCACAACCACGAGCGAGCCCGGAACGCCUGGGACAUUGAACGCGCCGAGAUGAAGGCAAAGAUCGCGAAGCAGGAGGGUGAGGUGCGCAGCGCCAAGAAGCUCAACGAGCAGUUGGAAAAGCACAUCAAGAUGCUGGAACACGCAUUGAAAAACGAGCGCGCCAAGGCCAAGGGCGGCGCGGCCGCGGACAAAGCAGACCAGGACAAGUCAGACGCCAAAGGCAAGGGCAGCAUGAGCCCGGAUUCCAAGCGGAAAUCUCUCAACAAACAGCACAACUCUUUCUUGGAUGUUGGACCCGAAUCGCACGACCCGUCCGAGGCGGAGAGGGAAGCUCAGCGCGACAAAUCCCGCGUCUUCCUCACCAAAUGCGUCGAGGAGAUCUCAUACUUGCUCCAGCCUCCGUCCCACCCGCCGCCUGCCCAAGCCCAGAUGCAAACUCUUGCGAACCCUGCCUUUAUGCAACAAGGUGACGCGCCUCUUCCUAUGGAGGAGCUUUACAUGCAACAGCAGCGGCAGAAGCAACAGGCCGCCAUGGGCAUACCGCCUCAGGCUGCGAUGCCGAACCACCACCCUCCGCCGAUCCCCACGCUGGGCCCCGACAUGCAGAACCUUGCGCAUCACCAACAGAUGCCGCAACAAGCGGCUUUCAUGUCUAGAGAACCUUCCAGUUCGCAGAUUUUGUCUCAAGCGCCGAUUCCUGAAACCUCCCAGCCACAAUACCAGGAACCCGAGCCCAGCUUUCCCGCAAUGCCCGAAGAAGAGGUCGAAAAAGUCACGCACAGCUACGAUACUUAUGGCAGGCCGGUAACCGCAAGAGAAGGCGAGGGGGCCGGCGCACGCACUACGGUCAUAGAUGAUCCCAACGGAUGGAAUUUUGAAGAGACAACGCCGGCACCGGAGCCGCCACCCGAGGUUCCACCUCCUAGACGGCCCGACACGGACGCUUUUCCCAGCGCCAAUAGCAUCCCCGCAAAAUCGCCUCCAAGAUCCGGACCGCACUCGCACCGCAGGAAGAGCUCCGGGGCCGGUUCGAUGUCGCGGCGGAGGAGCUCAGGCCAAGAACUGGAAGGUGCCGCAGCUGCAGCCGCCAAGGCCGAUUUGCAGCAGUUCAAGGUCCGGUUCGCUCUGAGGGGUCAUCUCGAUGUCGUGCGUUCAGUCAUGUUCACCGGAGGCGGCAGCCCGGCGGAGCCCGAAAUCUGCACUGCUGGCGAUGACGGCAUGAUCAAAAGGUGGAUAAUACCAGCAAGCUACGGCGGCCCACACAUGGGCAACGAUCUCGAUAUUCAAAGCUACUUCAGCCACAGGGGCCAUGAGGGCGUUGUUACCUGCCUUGCCGCAUCAAAUGCCAACUUCUCCACUGGUGGACGCGCCACGGGUGACGGAUGGAUCUAUUCCGGAGGUCAGGACGCCACGGUGAGAGUGUGGGAGCGCGGACGGGUCGAUCCGAAGGCGACCCUGGUCGGCCAUACAGACGCGGUUUGGGCAGUGUGCGUUCUUCCGACGACGUGCGGCCAGCUUUUCGGCGCAGAGAGCGCCAAAUACGGUGGCCCCGACCGCGUCCUACUCGCCUCUGGCUCGGCCGAUGGCACGGUCAAGAUCUGGGCGGUCAGCGCGCCCCCGCAACUGGCAUCACCCCCGACCGGCUCGAGGCGUGGUGUUGGUGGCAGCCGCAGGCACUCCGUGACUUCGGGCUCGAAUUUCCCCUCGUCCCCUCAGCCGAGCGUGGCCACUGCAACGCCCUUCCACUAUACCCUCGUGCACAGCAUAAAAAAUGCCAACGACCACUCACCCACAUGCAUUGCUCCCCUCUCCAAGACUGGCGAGACGAUUGUCGUCUCCUACUCGGAUUCCUCGAUCCUCAUUUUCGACACCAGGACUGGCAACGAAAUCAUCGGCAUGGCCAGCAGCGAGACGUACGACGGCACGCGGAAGACGGGCAUCAACACGGUCGUGGCGGCGCCGUCGAUCGAAGGCACGUCGAGUGGUGGGCCGGGCGACGAAGAAGGCGGCCUGCACGGCGCGACGGGCACGACAGGCGGCGUCGAGGGCGUCGUGGUCAGCGGACACGAAGAUCGGUUCAUCCGGUUCUUCGACGCCAAUAGCGGCCAAUGCACGUACUCGAUGCUUGCGCACCCGGCGGCUAUCAGCGCGCUGCAUCUUUCGCCCGACGGGCGCGAGGCCGUCUCCGCGGGCCAUGACGCCUCGAUCCGCUUCUGGAGCUUGGAGAAGCGCAUCUGCACGCAGGAGAUCAGCAGCCAUCGCAUCAUGCGCGGCGAGGGCGUGUGCAGCGUCGUGUGGAGCCAGGACGGAAGGCUCGUUGUGUCUGCGGGCGGCGAUGGCGUCGUCAAGGUGUUUGUACGGUCGUAG